Tyto alba (common barn owl) is the source of this 869-nucleotide messenger RNA. Its product is annotated as killer cell lectin-like receptor subfamily F member 1. Bases 9 to 701 code for a protein of 230 amino acids. Lineage: Eukaryota; Metazoa; Chordata; Aves; Strigiformes; Tytonidae. The transcript is spliced from 6 exons. The record is from RefSeq and is a predicted model, not a curated record.
ACCUUGAAAUGGAGAAUGAAGAGGGUUACACAGAACUUCAUUUCAAAGCCAGGAAGAAAAGCUCCAAUGCAGAACUUCCCUCUAAUUCUUCAGGGUUGUGGUAUCUUGCUGCUCUCUCAGGAUUUCUGAAUGUUGUAUUUCUGGGAGCUGUGAUCACAUUAAUUCAGCAAUGUGGCUUUCUACCAAGUGGCAUGUCAGAGCCCAGAGGAAAUCUUUCUGAAAGUGACAGCAUCUUUGAGGAAGAUCUUAAUGAAAACAGCUUACUGACUACAUUAAAGGAAAGCUUAUGCAUGAAUACAAAUGACACCAGAUGUGAACUCUGCCCCACCGGCUGGAAGCUGCAUUAUGGGAGAUGUUAUUUCUACUCAGAAACUCGUGACACCUGGGAAAAUAGUAGAAAUUAUUGCUCAGGAAAAAAAUCUGAGCUCCUGGUUAUAGAGGAUGAGACUGAAAUGGAUUUCUUAAACAAACUGAAGAAUAAAGACAUUGGAUUUGUUUGGACUGGAUUAAGAUUUGAUGAGGAGGAAGGAAGAUGGGUAUGGCUCAAUGAUCCCAACCAUUCUGGGCACAGUUUUACAAUAAAAGGAAGGAAGAAAGAAGAAAAAUGUGCUGCCUAUAAAUUGACAAAAAUGCAUGCUGAUAACUGCCACUCCCUGUACAAGUGGAUUUGCAAGAAGACUGCAGUCCUUCUGGGAAUCUAAGAUAUUGUAAAGUGCAAGUGAAUAGGGUCUUUGAAGGGUCUUUGAUGUUUACAACACUUCACAGUGGGUAGGACACCUGAUAUAAAAUGAAGGGGAAAUUGUUGACCUGAAUUGUGAGGUAUCAAUGCAUUGUGAUUCUAUUUGUGAUUAAAGUCCAAGAAGAUUUCA